ACAUUCUUUUCUGUUUACAAUGGGGGAAGUAAGCGUUCGUCGUUUUGAUUAUAGUUGUUUAGCUAACUUUAGCUAGUUUAGCAUAGAAACAUAACUAUCUCUGUUUUGAGUUUCAAAAUCAUACAAAUCCUUUACCGAACGACGUAAUUUAGGGCGGCCAAGAUGUCGUUUCUGGUAGAUUCAGUCAUCAUGUUCACCUCACAGGUGCUGUUUUUCGGCUUUGGGUGGCUUUUCUUCAUGAGACAGUUGUUCAAAGAUUAUGAGGUUCGUCAGUAUGUUGUGCAGGUUGUCUUCUCUGUCACUUUCGCGUUCUCCUGCACGAUGUUCGAGCUCAUAAUCUUUGAGAUCCUGGGGGCAUUAAGCAGCACCUCGAGGUAUUUUCACUGGAAACUAAACCUGUAUGUUAUUCUGUUGGUCCUUAUCUUCGUGGUGCCUUUCUACAUCGGCUACUUUGUGGUUAGCAACAUACGACUGCUGCAGAGACAGAGGCUGCUUUUUGCCUGUGUGGUGUGGUUCACCUUCAUGUAUUUCUUCUGGAAGCUGGGUGACCCCUUUCCCAUCCUCAGCCCGAAACACGGGAUCCUGUCCAUUGAACAGCUGAUCAGUCGAGUGGGGGUCAUCGGGGUCACACUCAUGGCUUUGCUGUCUGGCUUUGGUGCAGUCAACUGCCCUUACACCUACAUGUCUUACUUCCUGAGAAACGUGACGGACAGUGACAUCCUGGCCCUGGAGAGGAGACUGCUGCAAACUAUGGACAUGAUCGUCAGCAAGAAGAAGAGGAUUGCUAUGACACGGAGGCAAAUGUACCAGCGUGGGGAGGACCAGAACAAGCAGACGGGAUUCUGGGGAAUGAUUAAGAGCGUGACCUCCUCCCCCCCCGGCAGUGAGAAUCUAUCUCUGAUCCAGCAGGAAGUGGACGCCCUGGAGGAACUGAGCCGCCAGCUCUUCCUGGAGACCGUUGACCUGCAGGCCACCAAGGAAAGGAUAGAAUACUCCAAAACAUUUCAGGGAAAGUACUUCAACUUCCUGGGUUAUUUCUUCUCCAUCUACUGUGUGUGGAAGAUCUUCAUGGCCACCAUUAACAUCGUUUUCGACCGCGUGGGCAAGACUGACCCUGUGACGCGAGGCAUUGAGAUCACUGUCAACUACCUGGGCAUACAGUUCGAUGUGAAGUUUUGGUCCCAGCACAUAUCCUUCAUUCUGGUGGGAAUCAUCAUCGUCACAUCGAUCAGAGGGCUGCUGAUCACGCUGACUAAGUUCUUCUAUGCCAUCUCCAGCAGCAAGUCCUCCAAUGUCAUAGUGCUGGUGCUAGCUCAGAUCAUGGGCAUGUACUUUGUGUCCUCAGUGCUGCUGAUGCGUAUGAGCAUGCCCCUGGAGUACCGUACCAUCGUGACUGAGGUCCUGGGGGAGCUGCAGUUCAACUUCUACCACCGCUGGUUCGAUGUCAUCUUCCUGGUCAGCGCACUGUCCAGCAUUCUCUUCCUGUACCUGGCCCAUAAGCAGGCUCCUGAGAAACACAUGAGCUUGUGACCUUGUGGUUGGGAUCGCUCGUACGGGACACACUCCUUUCCCUCCUUCCUUUUUUUGAUGUUGGGCAUGUUUAUGCAGAUUAAUGAAGGAUGAUCACACCUCACUGUCCCUGAAUCAGGGGUGACCAAUGAGGGGUGACGAAUGGCAUGAAGAGCUGUGAGCUGGAGCGAUAUGGUGAUGAGAAACCAUGAAGGCGGAGGACUUUGGGUUUACUGGAUAAAGGUAUGAAGAAGUGAAUACGGAAGUCAUAUUUUAAAUGUUUAAAAUGUUUUAAAAAAAAUUUAAAAAUCAAAUAAAUCAAAUGGGGAUUAGAGAGAUACCUGAGAUAACCAUCGGCCUGAUUGAUCACCUGCUUUUCCAGGAAAAUAAGGGAACUCUACACAUUCUAGUGUAUGCCAGGGUCAAAUCAGUGCUGUAAAUCGAUACACUUCCACUUCCUCUCAGUGCACCUGUGUACGCUUGUCUCUGAUCCCACUCUUCCCAUGACGACAAGCCUCUGGACAGUACUGGCCUACCUGGUGGGUUUUCUCUUCACCGUCCCUGUCAAUGAUGGGUGCAUCAUAGUCCCAUGUCAGGUGCAGAAAUUCCAGUGGAGCUCCAGCAGUCCAGAAUGCUUAGAUUCACUCUCUGAUAGUUAUAGACACAGAUAUACAGUGUGUCCAGCAAGUUCAGUCUCAUAUACACAUCAGAACUAAAACAAAUGUUCACACACUGAUCCCUCCUGUUCUCAUAUGUUGAUACAACGUUCUGCCAGCAGAAAGCUCAACAGGUUGUGGUUUAUCUAGACGAGGAGGGGGAAAUUAUACAGUCUUUAGCUAAGGCCAGAAUGCAAAGAACAAUAUUUCCCUUCUCUGGGGAAUGUAACAUUUUUUUCACGUGAGCUGUCUUGUGUUCUAUUUGCAACAACAAAAAAACUAAAGGAUGUGUGGUUCUAUGAGACUUAAGUGUUCUACAGCAGCUAUGUGCUGGUUGCCUUCAUAUGAGGUGUUUUCAUUGCUCGUUAUUGAACCCAGGAUGCAGUGCUUUGGGCAGUUGGGAAAGAGAGCAAAGCGCUUACACGUGUCUUGUUAAACUGUUGUUAUUGUGCCUAUUGAGCCUAAGAGAAAGUGGGUCAAUAAUUGUUGACAUAGACAGCUAGGAUUUGGCUUUGAUUUUAAAAAAACCUGUCAUUAAUCAUGAACAUGUCCAUAUGAUAAUCUGAAAUUGGUUAGCAAAGGAACAUAAAUGACUUAUUUUCAGAUUCUGUCUUGAUUGAAGUUGAAGUUUUCUUUGAACUCCUAAAGUGAGUGAAACAGAAUUGAAAGUUAGCAUCCUUACUGUGAAGGCAUCAAUAUCAUCUUGAGAAUGUUGUGUGAAUUAAAAUCAUACCAAGUGACAGUCACUAGCAUUGAUUGGGGCUCUGCAGACAUUGUGUACAUCUGACACUUGUGACAUUUUUUGAAGGCUGUGGAGGGUAACUA
Molecule: messenger RNA, 2990 nt
Organism: Megalops cyprinoides (Indo-Pacific tarpon)
Lineage: Eukaryota; Metazoa; Chordata; Actinopteri; Elopiformes; Megalopidae
Gene: gphra
Product: Golgi pH regulator
Exons: 14
Coding region: 163-1530 (455 amino acids)
Biological process (GO): intracellular pH reduction
Cellular component (GO): Golgi cisterna membrane
Molecular function (GO): voltage-gated monoatomic anion channel activity
Source: RefSeq, a predicted model, not a curated record